UUAGAGCCUGUGGAGCUGCUGACACGAACAGUCAUUAGCAGAUGGACCUACUGUAACAACUAUGCUUUAAAAUGUAAACUGUGGGGCGUUUUCCCCAUCUAGAACCAACUUUCUCCUGUGUGAGUCUGGAUUAAUCAUGAGAGAGCUCGUCCACAUUCCACUGGUACAGAUUCUCACUCUGGUUGCCUUCAGUGGGACUGAGAAACUUCCAAAAGCACCAGUUAUUACCACCCCUCUGGAAACAGUGGAUGCCUUAGUUGAAGAAGUGGCUACUUUCAUGUGUGCAGUGGAAUCCUAUCCCCAGCCUGAAAUUUCUUGGACCAGAAAUAAAAUCCUCAUUAAGCUCUUUGAUACCCGGUACAGCAUUCGGGAGAACGGGCAGCUCCUCACCAUCCUGAGUGUAGAAGACAGCGAUGACGGCAUUUACUGCUGCAUAGCCAACAAUGGCGUGGGAGGAGCUGCAGAGAGUUGUGGAGCCCUGCAAGUGAAGAUGAAACCUAAAAUAACUCGUCCUCCUAUAAAUUUAAAGAUCAUAGAAGGAUUAAAGGCAGUUCUACCAUGUACAACCAUGGGCAACCCCAAACCAGCAGUAUCCUGGAUUAAGGGAGACAGCACUCUCAGGGAGAAUUCCCGCAUUGCAAUCCUUGAAUCUGGGAGUUUAAGGAUUCACAAUGUGCAAAAAGAAGACGCAGGACAGUAUCGGUGUGUGGCAAAGAACAGCCUGGGGACAGCCUAUUCCAAAUUGGUGAAGCUGGAAAUUGAGGAAGAAAGUGAACCUGAGCAGGAUACUAAAGUUUUUGCCAGAAUCCUGCGGGCUCCUGAAUCCCACAAUGUCACCUUUGGUUCCUUUGUGACCUUACGCUGUACAGCAACAGGCAUCCCUGUUCCAACCAUCAGCUGGAUUGAAAAUGGAAAUGCUGUUUCUUCUGGGUCCAUUCAAGAGAGUGUGAAAGAUCGAGUGAUUGACUCAAGACUGCAGCUGUUUAUCACCAAGCCAGGACUCUAUACGUGCAUAGCUACCAAUAAACAUGGAGAGAAAUUCAGCACUGCAAAGGCGGCAGCCACCAUUAGUAUAGCAGAAUGGAGUAAACCACAGAAAGAUAACAAAGGCUACUGUACCCAGUACAGAGGGGAGGUGUGCGACACAGUCCUGGCAAAAGAUGCUUUUGUGUUUUUCAACACCUCCUACGCGGACCCAGAGGAAGUCCAAGAGCUACUGGUCCACACUGCCUGGAAUGAACUGAAGGCAGUGAGCCCGUUCUGCCGGCCAGCUGCUGAGGCUUUGCUGUGCAACCAUGUCUUCCAAGAGUGCAUCCCUGGAGUGGUCCCUACUCCCAGCCCCAUUUGCAGGGAAUACUGCUUAGCAGUAAAGGAGCUCUUCUGUGCAAAAGAAUGGCUUUUGAUGGAAGAAAAGAGCCACCGAGGACCCCCUGGAUCUGGGACACACCUCCUCUCCAUGCUAGACUGCAGUAAGCUUCCCAGCAUGCACUGGGAUCCCAUGGCGUGCACCAGGCUGCCAUAUUUAGAUUAUAAAAAAGAAAACCUAACAACAUUCCCACCAAUGACAUCAUCAAAGCCAAGUGUGGACAUUCCAAACCUGCCUUCUUCCUCCUCUUCCUCCUUCCCUGUCUCUCCUACUUACUCCAUGACUAUAAUCAUCGCCAUCAUGUCCAGCUUUGCCGGGUUUGUUCUUCUCAUCAUAAGCACUCUAUAUUGUUGCCGACGAAGGAAAGAAUGGAAAAACAAGAAGAGAGAAUCAGCUGCAGUCACCCUCACAACACUGCCUUCUGAGCUCUUGCUAGAUAGGCUCCAUCCUAAUCCCAUGUACCAGAGGAUGCCCCUUCUGCUGAAUCCCAAGUUGCUCAGUUUGGAGUAUCCAAGAAAUAACAUUGAAUAUGUGAGAGAUAUUGGUGAGGGAGCAUUUGGAAGAGUCUUUCAAGCAAGGGCCCCUGGCUUGCUUCCUUAUGAACCUUUCACCAUGGUGGCAGUAAAGAUGCUCAAGGAGGAAGCCUCUGCUGAUAUGCAAGCCGACUUUCAGAGGGAGGCAGCCCUCAUGGCGGAAUUUGACAACCCCAACAUUGUGAAACUCUUAGGCGUGUGUGCUGUUGGGAAACCCAUGUGUCUGCUCUUUGAAUACAUGGCCUAUGGUGACCUCAAUGAGUUCCUCCGCAGUAUGUCCCCUCACACCGUGUGCAGCCUCAGUCACAGCGACUUGUCCAUGAGGGCUCGGGUCUCCAGCCCAGGACCUCCACCUCUGUCCUGUGCAGAGCAACUCUGCAUUGCCAGACAGGUGGCAGCUGGCAUGGCUUAUCUCUCUGAGCGCAAGUUUGUCCACCGAGAUUUAGCCACCAGGAACUGCCUAGUAGGGGAGAACAUGGUGGUAAAAAUUGCAGACUUUGGCCUCUCCAGAAACAUCUACUCAGCAGACUACUACAAAGCUAAUGAAAAUGAUGCCAUCCCUAUCCGGUGGAUGCCACCAGAGUCUAUUUUCUACAACCGCUACACCACAGAGUCUGAUGUGUGGGCCUAUGGGGUGGUCCUCUGGGAGAUCUUCUCUUAUGGUCUGCAGCCCUACUACGGGAUGGCUCACGAGGAGGUCAUAUACUAUGUGCGAGAUGGCAACAUCCUCUCCUGCCCUGAGAACUGCCCCCUGGAGCUGUACAAUCUAAUGCGCCUGUGUUGGAGCAAGCUACCUGCAGAUAGGCCCAGUUUCCCCAGCAUCCACCGAAUUCUGGAACGCAUGUGCGAGAGGGCAGAGGGAGCUGUGGGUGUCUAAGGUUGAAGAUAGAAGCUCAAAAAAAAAAAUACUACAGUCUGCUCUCAGACUCCUUGAGCCAGAGAAAUCCUAUACCCCAGGCUCCAAUAGGAAAGAAUGACAGGAGAAACCAGGGGACUAUAUUUGUUUGCCAUGUGAUCAUCAGACUCAGUGCAAGCGGUGACUGGACAUGUAGGUUAGAAAAUGUGUCAGACCAAAACGAUAACCCUCCUUCAUCCCAGGGAACGUCUGCAACACACACUCCACAAGAACGUAUGUCAUUCUGUUCAGUUCCUGGAUUAGCCGGCAGCAGAAUAAUAGUAGGUUGUGUUAAAUUUUAUUAAGAACUGAAUUCAAAGCUUAAUCCCUGUCCACUGUGUAAGUAGCAUGUGCUCACACUAGAAAUUCAGAUCAAGUAUAGACAACUAAAAAGCGAAAUCAAAGAUUCCU
Molecule: messenger RNA, 3205 nt
Organism: Dipodomys ordii (Ord's kangaroo rat)
Lineage: Eukaryota; Metazoa; Chordata; Mammalia; Rodentia; Heteromyidae
Gene: Musk
Product: muscle, skeletal, receptor tyrosine kinase
Exons: 16
Coding region: 137-2776 (879 amino acids)
Biological process (GO): multicellular organism development; cell surface receptor protein tyrosine kinase signaling pathway; protein phosphorylation
Cellular component (GO): signaling receptor complex
Molecular function (GO): ATP binding; protein binding; transmembrane receptor protein tyrosine kinase activity
Source: RefSeq, a predicted model, not a curated record